CUCUUAGCCCCACUUUUACGUGUGUUUGUGUGUUGUUCGGCCGUCGUUCAGUGAGUGAGUGAUCUAGGAAAGACAUUACUCAACAUUAAAACGAUUCUGUUAGCAAAAGAAGUAUAAAGAUGCCAUUUCUAUUUUUGUGAGGUAUUAAGUUGAAUCUGUGGCCACUGGAAGGACAAUGAAAGAAAUCUGCCUGUGGAGGAUAAUACAAUUGACUCAUACUAAACACUUGUAGCAUCAGACAGCUACAGCUGUAAGAUGUAACGCUCAAUCCCAAGUCUAGUCAAUCCCGGUGAAUUCUAUCUGUGUAUACUCUAUGCAUUACUUGUUUCAUUUAAAAUAACUGUUUCAAGUUUUUUGGGUCUCGUUCUGUGUUCAACUUUUUAAACUGAGUUCCUGCCUACAUGUUCAGCCCCGUGAAGUAUUUUACUAUUUUUGGUUGUACAACUUGUUCAGCCCGGUGAAGUAUUUUACUAUAUUUGGUUGUACAACUAGUUCAGCCCUGUGAAGUAUUUUACUAUAUUUGGUUGUACAACUAGUUCAGCCCUGUGAAGUAUUUUACUAUUUUUGGUUGUACAACUAGUUCAGCCCGGUGAAAUUGUGUUGAAGAUUAUUGUUGCUACACCCGGUUCCAUAUUUUGUAAUUUCCCUGUGAGACCCCAGUGGGUACCAGAAGUUCUAGAACCAACCAAUCAACUGCCUUACAUUGUUUUUAUCAACAUUCCUUCUUAAAACUACACAAAACCUACUACAUUUGAAUGAAAAAGAGUUGAAACCAGUCACUACUAGUCAAAAGCUGUCCACUCAAAGAUUUCUGAAAUGAUGGAAAAUUUACUCACCAUCUCUUCUCCAACAAUAGAUACAGACAGGGCCUCACCUGUCACUGAAGCAGAAUUUGACGGCGAGACUGUCCUAUGCCGUGUGUGCGGUGACCGUGCCAGCGGCUUCCACUAUGGCGUCCACGCUUGUGAAGGCUGUAAGGGGUUUUUCCGUAGGUCUAUCCAACAAAAGAUACAGUACCGCCCCUGCCUGAAGAACCAGCAGUGCAAUAUCCAACGUGUCAACAGAAAUAGGUGUCAGUACUGUCGGCUCAAGAAAUGUAUAUCAGUGGGGAUGUCCAGAGAUGCUGUCAGAUUUGGUCGUGUCCCCAAGAAAGAGAAGGCGCGCAUCAUUGAGCAGAUGCAGAAGAAAAGUCUGGCAUCACAGACCAGUGAACUGAAUUCUCUGCUGGCCAAUGAUGUUGAUGUCGUCCAUGCAGUGGUCACCUCACACAGACAGACAUGUGACAUGACACAUCUCCGCGCCCUCCAGAUGAGGGAACAGGCCCUGGUCAACAAGGAGUUUGUCAACUGUCCAGCCAACAUGGCCUGUCCACUCAACAAUGAGCUAGGCAUGGACGCCAAUGCCAACAGAAAUAAUUUGACCGACUUCUCUGAGAGUUUUACCCCAGCAAUAAAGUCAGUUGUAGACUUUGCCAAGGGCAUACCUGGCUUUGUGCUGCUCAACCAGGAUGAUCAGGUCACCCUACUCAAGGCUGGCACAUUUGAAGUGUUGCUGGUACGCCUGGCUUGUUUGUUUGACCCCAGUACAAGUACUAUGAUGUUCACUGGGGGAAAGCUUUACAAAAGGCAGCAGUCAACGGUGACAAGUAAUGUUGGCUUCCUGCUAGACUCCAUGUUUGACUUUGCUGAAAGGUUCAACAGGAUGCUGCUCAAUGAUGAUGAGAUUGCCAUGUUUUCUGCUGUGGUCCUCAUGUCACCAGAUCGUCCAGGUCUCCGUAACCUAGAUCAAGUAGAGCGCAUACAGAGCAAGUUAACUGAAGCCUUACAAAAUCUCAUCAACACCAGCCACAAGGAAGAUUCAACACUCUUUGCCAAACUUCUCAUGAAAACCACAGACCUUAGGACACUCAACACCCUGCAUUCAGAGAAAUCUAUUGCUGGACAGAGAUCAAACCAGGACAGGCGAGAGUCACGCCACAAUGCUGAAGAUUCUGAUAUGGAUUUCCAAGACUCCCUUAGCACCAGAUCUGGCAGAUCCUCACCCACAUUGUCUGAAAGCUCCAUCAUGACCAUGACCUCUGGCUACAGUGGUGAGACAGACAGCAACAACCUGGUGGUUGGUCAGCGAAUGGCACUGGACCCAUUUGGUCAUCAGCAGGUUGUGCUGCGUACUCCAUAUGGGACAUUUUUCCGUGAGGAGCCAUCAGGUUUUUAUGGCAUGAUGACAGACCAGCCCCGGCGCAGGUGUAACACGCUAGAUCGGGACACGCUAACACGGCCUCGUCUACACACCAUUGAGGAGGGAAACCGUAGGCGCUACACGUUAGACAAGGACUACAUCAACAAGAUGGUCCACAGACUGAGUGACAGACUUGAGACAAGAAACGCUGCCCGAGGGGACUCAGUGCCAGCCUCCAUAUCCAACUCAGCUGCCAGCUCCCCCAUACAAGAGGAGGGGGGCCACAUGUACCCCGGUACCCCCCACACGGGCUUUACACCAAUAGCUGAGCCAGAUGGCAGCCUCCAGCCCAGGACAAGCCCUCUAGCUGGCUGUGAUGCCAUUUUAGCUGCUGCAAGGGCUGGCUCUUCGCCUGGCUCGCCAAAAUCUAGGUCAAGGUCAGGUUCACUGACCCAAGAUGAUUAUGCAAACAUGCGCCCGCGCUGUUACAGUUUCCACAUCAACAGUGAUGGCAGAGCUGCCCGCAUGCCACAACAUCGCCUGGUGACAGGUGAGGACAAGCCAGGUGAGGCUGGUCAGUACCUGAGUCCAGACAUGAGGCGGGGAAGUGUGGGGGCUGCCUACGGUCUAUACAACAGGAAGCAGUCACUGCUGGUUGACCGUCCACUGUCAUACGUCAGGGGAGUGUCAGAUAUGGACAGCAGACACAGCCUUCCUGUCCUAGAGCACCACCUACCUGAUGGCUCCAUCUAUGGCAUGCAACUGACCCCUGAGAUGGCAGCACAGCACCCUACCAUGUGGCACCAGGCUGUUGGCAUGUCACUGCCAGCGUUACAGAGGUCUGAGAGAACAGCUGGACCCAGAGAGUGGGACCUACAGGACCUAACUAAGGCCAGGGACUUUCAGCAGAGGGAGCUAGCCAAUAGACACGCCAUGAAAGGCUCCUCCAGUACCACGCUGGGCUCAGCUGAUGUGGCUCCAAUGGAAGCACACAAACCUGAGCCACACACGGGAGCCACCAAGUGUGAGAAACAGAACAAUGGCUCAAUGCUUGGCUCUCAUUCACCACUUCUCACUAUAUCUGCCGGCAUUAAAAUGGCCUUGAACUCUGGUCAUUUGAACCCUGGAUUUAUGAGCAACUCUCCUAAAGCCCCUUCACUGGAUUGCAGCAGUCUGUACGGGGACACGCCCACUGCAGGCAGGUCCAAGGCCUCCAGCCCCCAGACCAACCCCAGCUCCAAAAGCACAUCAGAGAGAAGCUCCCCCCUCAAUGAUGAAAUGGCGGCCACAGAAAGCUUUGGCCACAAGAAGUUUGACCGUCUGAGGAAAGAGAAAGGGCACCAGGAGAUGGGUGGAGCAGAGGAGCACGUGUCAGGCAUCAAGGUGGAGAGGAUGGAUCAGGAGGACAUGCUGGUGGAGCUGAAGGUGGAGGUGAGCGGCCUCAAGUCUGAAAGAAAGUCUCCCUACAUAGACAGCCUCUCCCCCUCCCCUAACAGUGAACGUCCUAAACUCGCUAAAGAAGCUCAUCCCAACCUGCUGGCCCAGCUGACCAAUGGGGGCAGCAAGCAGGCCUCCCCCAGGGGGGCAGCUACCUCGAGCCCUGGCUACACGUGGGCAGGUCAACUGGUCAAUGCUGCACCCUCUCAACACUUCAAACAUCCGCACUACCCGCAUCCAUCCUUAGCUGGAUUACAUAAUGUUGGCAGCCAGUCUGGCAACUUCCAAGCUCCCCUGGCCAUGCAACAGCUGGCAGGUCAGGUCAGCUGUGAGCAGAGGUCCUCUGGCUGUGAGCAGAGGUCCUCUGGCUGUGAGCAGAGGUCCUCCAACAGCAAGGAAGAGUUUCAUGCAGCUGCUGUCUCCCACCUCAAAGACAAGCUGCUGCGCAAGUACGACAGCAUGGAGAACCUCAGCAAGGUGGGCAAAGACUCCCAGGACGUGCCCCAGAGGCUGGGCAGCAACUCCCAGGACGUGCCCCAGAGGCUGGGCAGCAACUCCCAGGACGUGCCCCAGAGGCUGGGCAGCAACUCCCAGGACGUGCCCCAGAGGCUGGGCAGCAACUCCCAGGACGUGCCCCAGAGGCUGGGCAGCAACUCCCCCACCACCAGCUCCUGCACUGCAGAUCUAAACAAAGAGCUGGCCACCAAACUGACCCUCAACGCUUCCAGAACUUUCCCGCAUUCACUCAGUGCUGAUGCCCUGGCCUGCCCCUUCUCUGCCCAUCAGCCCCCAUCCCAUCUACAUAAUUCUCCGCAUUCAGGGGUGUUCCUGCCCCCCAGCACCCCCCACCAGGGGUCUCAGUUGAACCUGAUGUUGUCUCAGACUGGUGAAGCUGAAUAUCAUUCCAUGCUGCGCAACUUGAGGAACAACAACCUCCACCACAAUCCUCCAACCUUUACGGCUGGCCACAGCAGAACCACAUGUACUGAGAGGAAAUUUGACCAUGGGCUACCAUUGAACCUGACCUCCAGAGUUGAAGAUGGACGCUGCAUGGUUGGGUCAUCCUCCCCAUCAAACAGUCCUCAGAUGCCUGCCUAAAGGUCACCAGGUCACCAGGUCUAGAGAUCCAGGACUUCAACACUAAA
This is a messenger RNA of Physella acuta, 4760 nucleotides long. RefSeq lists its product as uncharacterized. Gene Ontology annotation, molecular function: zinc ion binding; RNA polymerase II cis-regulatory region sequence-specific DNA binding; nuclear receptor activity. Gene Ontology annotation, biological process: positive regulation of transcription by RNA polymerase II; negative regulation of transcription by RNA polymerase II; hormone-mediated signaling pathway. The record is from RefSeq and is a predicted model, not a curated record. Lineage: Eukaryota; Metazoa; Mollusca; Gastropoda; Physidae.